Aspergillus ibericus CBS 121593 is the source of this 1243-nucleotide messenger RNA. Its product is annotated as lipase/thioesterase family protein. The coding region runs from base 76 to 1146 and encodes 356 amino acids. The record is from RefSeq and is a predicted model, not a curated record. The transcript is spliced from 3 exons. NCBI's taxonomy places the organism in Eukaryota, Fungi, Ascomycota, Eurotiomycetes, Eurotiales, Aspergillaceae. Gene Ontology annotation, molecular function: hydrolase activity.
GAUAAGUUGGGUGGUGGCCAGGGUUGCACGGCCGGGAUGUGACCUGAAGCACAACGGCUUGUGUUCCCCUCCAUCAUGAUUCAACCGCGCGCCAUCUCCCUCUCCCCGGCGGAGAAACUUGACUUUGUGCCUGCCCUGGCCUCGAUUGUCCUGACCAUUCUCUGGGCCACUCUCACCUCCCUUUGGCGCUCCACCGCCUAUCCCAAGACUUUGGUGCUGCACAUUGGCUAUGCGGCGUUCCGCAAGGCCACCGUGCGCCUGUCCGUGGCGCAGAUGCAAUAUGCUCUCCCCACGACCGACAAGAACUACGAACGUUACGUGCGGAAGCACAAGCUCCCCUGCAAGACCGUUGACCUUGGCGAUGGUGCCUUGGGCCAUUGGAUCGGCGACCAAACGGCCGACAACGUCCUGAUCUGGUACCACGGCGGUGGCUUUGCCCUUCCUGCCAAUGUAGGGUACUUCAAGUUCUUCACCAAGCUGAUUGCCUCCAUGGCGGCGUCCAACAAAUCUCUGGCCGUCUUCACCCUCACCUACACCCUCGCUCCCCAAGCCACCUAUCCCACGCAGCUUCGCCAGGCCGUAUCCGCUCUGCGCUACGUCCUCGACAAGACCAACCACAGUCCAUCACACAUCGCGCUAGGUGGUGACUCCGCGGGGGGGAAUCUCGUCGGCGGAGUGCUUUCUCAUCUGGCGCAUCCGCACCCGGAGAUCGCUCCCAUCACACUGUCGGGGAACCUCCUCGGGGCGAUGAUGAUCGCACCCUGGACGAGCAUGGAAACCGACUACACAGACCAGGUCAUUGACUCGCGCGGCGAUCUGAUCACUCCAGGGGUGGCGGGGCCAUGGGCGAAAGCUUAUCUGGGUACGGCGCGGCGCGACUAUUACACGGACCUGUCGACGGCGCCGACGGACUGGUUUACCACGUUUCCGGUGGAGCGGGUGUUGGUGUGUGGUGGGGGAAGCGAGAUCUUGUUGCCUGUCAUUCGUGGCUUUGUGGACAAGUUCUCGGCCGGGUUUGGGCGGGUGGAGCUGUGUGUGGGCGAGGGUGAGGGCCAUGUGGCCCCCAUCUAUAAUAUGUAUAUCGGGGAUCGGGAUGAGACGGUGCAGGGCAAGCGAGUGGUUAGUUGGUUGCGGGAGGUGCUGUAGCUGUAUGAGAUACGUGUGUAUAUUGACUAGUGUAUUGGUGUAUGUAAUGUAUAUGAUUUAGCUGUUCAAGUACAAAGUGUGCAAUUAUGCAAAAGCA